Colletotrichum gloeosporioides is the source of this 2457-nucleotide messenger RNA. RefSeq names its product U6 small nuclear RNA (adenine-(43)-N(6))-methyltransferase. Gene Ontology annotation, molecular function: 23S rRNA (adenine(1618)-N(6))-methyltransferase activity. The record is from RefSeq and is a predicted model, not a curated record. Gene Ontology annotation, cellular component: nucleus. The transcript is spliced from 6 exons. Bases 1 to 2457 code for a protein of 818 amino acids. Lineage: Eukaryota; Fungi; Ascomycota; Sordariomycetes; Glomerellales; Glomerellaceae. Gene Ontology annotation, biological process: rRNA base methylation.
AUGGCAACCAUGGAAUCACAAGCCCGGCCCGUUGACACGUCGUCUGCGCCUUACAAUGGCCCAGGGGCUUUCCCAACGGGAGGAGCACCGCCCGCAGACAAGUAUCUCCAGUCGCAGCCUGAGUACGCCCAACCGACUCGUCCGGAGGAUUACCCCCGCCCGUCCCGAGAAGAGGACCCUCCGCGCAAAUCCGACCAGUAUUCCAUCCGCCAGAACCAACCAGCGCCGCCCUACAUCACAUAUGGUCAUCCUCCCCCGAUCCCAAAGGUCGCCGUCCAGCCUCCGGUGGUCGAGAAGAUGGCUGGGCCGGCCGCUUACUACCCGGCUCCUCCCUCCCAAGCGGGAACCAUGGCCGAGCUGCCCCGCCCUGCCGCUGCGCUCCAGCCGAUCACGACCACAACCCAGGAUAUCCGGUCGCUGAAGACGAGCACGCAGUUCGCUAUGCGAGAGUACCUCUCUCUCAUGCGCAAGAGACGCCCCGACGGCUCGUCGACGAUGGAGCUAGAGGAUCAAAUUCGGGCGCAAGGCCGCAUCUUGGUUGGGGACCUGAAGACGCUGCGAAAGGAGGUUGGGGUGUUGAUCAAGGAGGGCGAGAACCACCGUUGGAGGAAUUGGCUCAUUGGAGGAGCUGUGGCAACCUUCAUCCCAGCUGUUAAGCGCGUCUUCCGUCGGCCUUCCUCAUCUGAGGGCAGGUCAAGCAUCCAGGCGAGCAACAACACCGAGUACGCCUUUUCUAAGAGCAAGGCUAUGUUGGCGCGCAUCAAAGACAGCGUUCUCGGUCGCAACAGCUUUGCCAGCAUUGCCUUCUUCGUCUUCGCCGUGCUUUACAUCUUCUCGAACGAGGUCUCCCUGAUGGUGGCCAAGACCGUCUCGAAGCGGCUGAAGCGGCUCGGCGCCAAGAUCGAGCGCGGCGAUGUUGAGGUUGUUGACAGCGAUAUGAAGCUGCUUGAGGGGUGGAGAUGGAGAGUCCUUAUGUGGGGGCAGCAGCAGGCCGUCCCCAAACUAGGUUGGCUGUUCACGCACAUCCUAUCGCAGAUGGCCGGCGAAAAGAGGUCGCAUCCUGAUGCGAACGCAAAUCAAGCAGAAGGCUCGUUCGAUUCUCACAAAUUUCGGCGCAUUGGACGGCCUACUUUCGAAGCACCACGACCAAUAGAGCCUGGCACCCACGCAGACGCGUAUUAUCGCGACUUAUACACCGGCACGCACGAUUACGCUGCGUUGGGCCAAAAGCACACCAAACUUGGCGCGAAACUCAGCGGAAACACACUCGACUUUAAUGACCCGCAUGCCGUCAUCGCACUCAACAGCGCACUGCUGAAGGAGCAUUUUGGUCUCCAAGUCGAUUUGCCUGCUGACCGGCUAUGUCCACCUAUCGCUCAAAGACACAACUACAUCCUGUGGCUCAAGGAUCUACUCGACAGCACUUCCUACGAACAGCCAGAUCAUAGAAGAAUCGUCGGUAUGGACAUUGGAACUGGUGCAUCAUGUAUCUUCCCUCUCCUUGGAUACACACAACGGAGAUGGUCCUUCUUCGCAACAGAUAUCGACGAUAAGAGCAUCUUCUACGCAAAAGAAAACGUCAAACUCAAUGAUCUGCAAAAUUACAUUAGUGUCGUCAGACGCAGCCCCGAAGAAAAGUUGGUGAAUCCUGAGGGACUCGGUGUGGAUCACCUGGAUUUUGUGAUGACCAAUCCCCCAUUCUACACUUCUGAGGAAGAGGUCAAAGCAUGCGAACAGUCAAAGGCUACAGCCCAGGAAAAUCAUUUCGCCAUCGCCGCCAAUGAGCAAUUCACUGAAGGCGGAGAAGUCGCGUUUGUGGGCCGGAUCCUGGAGGAGUCUCUCGAGUUGAGGGAGCAGGUGCAGUGGUACACCAGUAUGUUUGGCAAGAAGGCCAGUCUCGACGCCACCUUGGAGAAGCUUCGAGAACAUCAGAUUGACAACUUUGCGGUGACUGAGUUCAUCCAGGGACCGAACUCGAAGACCAAGAGAUGGGCUGUUGCGUGGAGCUUUGCGGCGAUGAGGCCUUGCAACAAGGCUGCGAGGGGCUUGGCAGCAGCUCAAUGGAGGGCUAUGCUUCCUCCAAACACUGAGACGGAGGUUGUGGAGUUUCCAUUGGAUAGGGGCGUUGGAGCUCUGGCAAACAAUCUGCAAGAGGUGGCGAAUUCUUUGGAUUUGACAUCAUGGGAGUGGGAUCGGGAGCAGCUCGUUGGUAUCGGCAGAGCAAGAGAGGAUGUGUGGAGCCGAGCAUGGAGAAGGAAAAAGAUGCGCGAAGAGAGGGAAGGGAAGAAGCCUGAGGAUAUCUCGACACCCGAGCAAUGCGCGUUCGGUUUCGAGCUUGCCCUCGAGGUCGGGGCGGAGAGGAUUAAGGUCAUCUGCCGGUGGAGAGAAGGGCACUCCAAGCCCCUUUAUGACAGCUUUUGCGGCUUCGUAAAGACCAAACUGUCAAAGUCCAAUUGA